UGACGAACCUCACGCCUCCCAGGUUCCAUCCGAAGGUGUGCGGAAAGAGAGCACACUGAGGGAAACAGAGCACACAGACACACUCUAGAGAAAUAAUGCGGGCAAUCCUAGCGGCGCAAGACGACCACCGCCCCUAGUCAAGGUUUUAGAAAAGAUGCAUCCAUUACCACCGCCACCAGCAGUAUCCACGAGUACUUCCUAUCCGCCUAUGCUGCUAUGCUCUCGUGCCUGUCGCUCGCAGAGGAAGACUACGAUAACUACGUAAUAUCAUUGUUGUUUGUUGUCGCUAUAUGUGGAAGACACACACAGCAUGGCGGAGGAAUCAGCUCAUGCCAGUGCCAAUGCCAAUGGCGAAGUUGAUGAGCGCGAUCACAAUCAUUCGCUGGGUCGACAGCAAGCCGUGGACCUGCCAGCGCUGACUUCUACGGGGAGGGCGAUUCAGGCUUGCGAUCGGUGUCGGUUUAAGAAGGUUCGAUGCGAUGGCACGGUUCCGACUUGUGGGAGGUGCAAAACGGCGGGCCUCGAGUGCCUCACUACGGUCAAACUCAAUCGCAAGUCCUACCCAAGAAGCUAUACCGAAUCCAUUGAAGAACGUCUGCGGCAGUUGGAAGCGGAGGUCCAUAAGCUACGCGUGGGCAAUGACAAUAAAGAUAAACGCAUUAAGGAAUUGGAAGCUUCUGGUGCAGCUUCUACUCCCUGGCAAUCGACAACAGCCAAUCGCCCUGAGAGUGUACCAAAGCUUGGCCCAAGACCAGCAACAGACGAGCCUCUUUCUCGGGAAGUCGGGCGCAUGAACCUUGAUCGAAGAGGGAUAGGUCGUUUUAUGGGAUCUUCAUCUGGGGUAUUCUUUAUAGGAACCGCUGAGCAAUGUUUUGCCAACAUCCCCAACCACGCUGCGAAGAAAAUUGGGGAUUCCUUGCUUAGGGUCGAUGUGGAUGAUCAGUCGACCGAGUAUCCCGUUCUUCAUGCUGUUGACUCUGCGGCGACUUUGGCUCCGCUACCUCCCCGUGAAACUGCUGAGCGGUACAUUGAUGUCUGGUUCGAUGCUUGGAGACACAUUUUCCCCAUUCUGCAUCGCCCAUCUUUCACGAAUUCCAUAAAUCAUCUCUAUGACAGCCCUAUCUCUGAAUGUGAACGCUCUGUUCGAGGGAUUUUCUAUCUAAUACUAGCCCUUGGUUGUCGUCAUCUUUUCCUCACGGGUGAUGCUGGUGGUGGAAAGCCCACUGUCAGGAGCAAUCAGGAGGAUAUGGAGUAUUACAGCCAUUCAUCUAAAUACCAUAAUGAUAUUCUAGCACUGAAUGAUCUUACCACCUUGCAGUAUCAGGAACUGCAGACUUUGUGGUUUUUAUACACUGGAAAGCGCAGUUUGGCGUUUCAAAUGACUGGGAGUAUGACUCGCCUAGCGCUUGAGCUGGGUCUGCACCGACAUACAAGGCGAUUUCAGUUUGGUCCAUUGGAGACGGAAUUAAGGAAGAGGGCCUUCUGGGUGUGCUAUAUGCUUGACAACUUUGUCUCCGCUAUUCAUGGACUGCCAAAGUCCUUUCGCGAUCAAGAUAUCGAUGUCGAACUACCUUCGGAUGUUGACGACGAUUUCGUCAACACAAGUGGCUACUUGCUUUCCCUACCAGGCGAGCCUACUGGGAUGCUAACGUUCGUCUCGCUGAUCAAAGUUGUUCGCAUUCUUUCCAAUACUCUCGAAAUCCUGUACACUACAACCGAUAGGAGACAAACGGUCACCAAAAUCAAGAUGAUCGAUAGAUUGCUUGACCAGUGGAUCCAUACCCUUCCAGAUCACCUUCAGCUAGGCCCAGACGCUUUUACACAACCACCACUGUCGGCAGAUGGAGUUCUUACGCUUAUCGAGCCAUCAAUUGCCUUCUUACAUAUAUCCUACCUGUACACUCGACUUUCCGCGCACCGUGUUGCACUCUCUUUCUUUCCAUCGCAACCACAGUAUCGCACCUCGCUCAUGAUAUGCAUGGACGUCGCUAAAGAACUGACAUUUUUGAAUUCUCGUUCCCGGCGAUGUUUACUCGUGUUCGAUGUCAAUCCCGGUUCACAUGUUUAUACUUUGUGGACAUGCGGGUUGCUCUCUCUAUUCGGCAUACAUGGAUUUCAAAACGGGAAUCAGAAGUUUGAACUAUCCACGAAAUCCAGUGAUGACGCAAAAGCAUCGCUGUCAGCGUGCGUCGAUCUUCUCGAUGCACUUGUGGCAGCUGGUCGAGAUGGGGAGAAAGUUCGGUCCGAUAAUUUACGAUAUAUAUCAGCGGCGUUUUCGGAUUGUCAAAUCUCAGAGUCCAAUACAAUGAAAACCGACCAGCGCGAAACAUGGCACCAACCACCUCCACCUGUUUUACAACAGCAGCUUCAGCAGCAAUCAGUGGAUAUCACACAUACACCGUCGUCCUCAAACCAAUCACCCCCCGUUCCCACUCCUCCUGCGCAUUUCCCCCAGUUCCCACAACAUUCAAUAUACGGACAUCCGUCCCCAAACAACUUACCUACCCCAGAUACCCAAAUGCAAAACUCUUCACAACCGCACCCACAACCACCACCCCCACAUCCACAAACAGACAUGCAAUCCCCCGGCCUAUCCCGCCUAGCCAUGUCCGCCACCUCCCCGUCCUUUAUAAACACCUUCAACAUCGACUUUUCCAGCCCUUUCUCCCACCCUUACGACCGCAUCUCCGAUGCCUUCCCCCCAUCCGCUGCUCCCGACAACGGCACCAACAACAACCAGCAAAUCGCUUCUGGCUUAACACCCCCGGCACAUCAUCAACAUCAGCCACACACACAACAUCCCCAGCAUCCGCACCAGCACCAGCACCCACACCCUCACCCUCAUCAGCGCCAGCACUCGAUGCGGCAGGUCUGGGAUGACCCUGUCUUCAACUUGCCAUCGAUUAUGCAUGUGUCUGAGGCGGGGGAUGGUGGGGAUGGUGGUAAUAAUAGUGCUUCGUUUCCUAUGCUGGAUAUUUCAAGUGCGGAGCCAGUUGGACUUGGGGAUGGUGGUGGAGAUGCGGGUGGGAGUGGGGCUAGGAACGGGGCGAGGAAGAGGGCUAGAGUUGGGUCGUCCGGUUGAGUUCUUUUCGUUCUCCUUUUGUUAUGUUUUUUUUGGUUUGAUUUUGGGAUUUGGUAUUUUUGAGGGCGCUGGAUGCUGGAAGCUGGAUUGUACUUGGAGUUUUAGCUAAUUGAGAAUUAUCUCCAAUCUUUGUACAUUUUUUGAGCUCUUGGCAUUUUUUCCGUUUCCUUCCUUGUUUGCUUUAGCGAUGUUGUUGGAGGAUAUAUACAUCUAGAUAUACAUGUUUUGGGUUCCAAAUCUCCUUAUUUAUUUACUGCUUAUUAUAGACCGCCCUUUUUAACCUUAUUAAGCGUUUGCAUUUCUUACUUUUUUGCCAAAUUUUGAGGUUUUCUUUUUCUUUUUCUUUUUCUUUUCUUUUCUUUUCUUUUUUUUUUUU
Messenger RNA from Blastomyces dermatitidis ER-3, 3458 nucleotides. RefSeq names its product transcriptional activator protein. The transcript is spliced from 5 exons. The record is from RefSeq and is a predicted model, not a curated record. NCBI's taxonomy places the organism in Eukaryota, Fungi, Ascomycota, Eurotiomycetes, Onygenales, Ajellomycetaceae. Gene Ontology annotation, molecular function: zinc ion binding; DNA binding; DNA-binding transcription factor activity, RNA polymerase II-specific. The coding region runs from base 311 to 3082 and encodes 923 amino acids. Gene Ontology annotation, biological process: regulation of DNA-templated transcription; DNA-templated transcription.